Messenger RNA from Carassius carassius (crucian carp), 1776 nucleotides. It is a transcript of the gene wdr31, whose product is annotated as WD repeat domain 31. The transcript is spliced from 10 exons. The coding region runs from base 617 to 1645 and encodes 342 amino acids. The record is from RefSeq and is a predicted model, not a curated record. Gene Ontology annotation, molecular function: protein binding. Lineage: Eukaryota; Metazoa; Chordata; Actinopteri; Cypriniformes; Cyprinidae.
UGCCUGGUAACAGCGAAAGCGUCUCUCAUGGAGAUGAUGAACUCGAAGAGCUGCGGAAGAUUUACCGGCGAGACGGAUCACGAUGCGCCAUAAAUCCCUCGUUCACGUAUUUUCUGCAAGCUCCGACAUAACAAGCACACAUGCGAGCCCUUCACAAUAACACCGACACACUGACAUUGAUACCCGGCUAAGCGUCUUAAGAAUUGGGACGCUUUUUUCAUAUCUGAAGGUUUAUUGCAGGAGAUGGAGAUAUUGGUUUGGCCAAAUAUUGCCAUAUUGCAUCUUACCUGUUACCUAAUGCGAUGAGGCACUAAUGCACUUAAUAGGAUUCAGGUCGCCCUCCUUGUCUUCCUGUAGCUCUCAGAAGCAAGCUGUGUCCAUACAUAACUGAACCCAGUACAUAACUGAUUACCAGCUUAUGCUAGAGACACAACAUUAGCAUCUGUUCUUGGCAGGUAAUAGCUCCCUUGUGAGGUUCCCAGGGACUUGACGUCUUCAUCAAUGUGUAAAAAAAACUCUUAAUUCUUCCAGAUCCCAAAAGAGUCUGAAGAUGGCCUGUGCUGUGGAGAGAUGAGUGAGACCUCCUGAUAUCGGGUGAUUAGACGCCCAUACAGGCAUGGGGAAACUACAGAGCAAGUUUCGGCAGCGCUCAGACCUUUACAAGGCCAAAGAGGGGGCGGAGCUCGCACCUGUGCACCAGGUAGUGCAGUAUGAACCCGCUCACACAGAUGCCAUCAACUGUGUCGUCAGCCUUACCUCUGACCUGUGUGUGUCAGGAGGGCAUGACCAGGCUGUUGUUGUCUAUGACUGGAGAGCUGGAAAACGGUGUAAAUCAUUCCAGGGCCACAGCAGAGAGAUUACAAAGUUAUGCUGUUUUAAAAGAAGUUCCUUGAUCUUCAGUACUUCCCGUGAUAAGACAGUGCUGAUGUGGGAUUUGGGUCGAGAUACAGAACCCGUCCAGGAGUUUUGUGGUCAUGAGCUCGUAGUUAACGGGGUAGCGGUAGGCCCAGAUGGCUCAAAGCUGUGCACGGGCUCUCGUGAUAACUCCAUGCGCCUCUGGGACAUCGAGUCCGGAGAAUGUCUGCAGAAAAACACCAUCUCACGUAACCUGGUAACUCAUCUGUGCUGGGUACCAGGAUGCACAUCUAUUGUCCAAACCUCAGAAGACAAAACUAUCAGGGUGUGGGAUAGCCGUACCUGGCAGGUCACUAACACAUUUCCGGCAAAGCAGUAUAUUCAGACACACUGUGACAUCAACUCCAACUGUUACCACCUGCUGUCGUCCAGCAAUGGCUUUGGUGGUCAGGGUUGUGAAGCCACGCUGUGGGACCUCAGGCAGCCCGGCUGUAAGGUAGCUGAAUACAGAGGACACCUGCAGACCACGGCAUGCUGCGUGUUUGUGCCUCCCCGUCCCGGAUAUCCUGCCCUCGUGGCGUCAUCGUCGUAUGACAGCUCAGUAAAAAUAUGGGAUCAGAACACUGCAGCAUGUUUGUACACGUUAACACUGGACGGUUCAGGGCCUUUGGUGUCUCUGGCUCCGUGUGACUCCAGCAGUCUCCUGUGUGCCAGUUUUAACACAGGACUGCACCAGCUGCAUCUAGAUCAGGGAGCAGUGCCCAACCUCACUGAAGUGGCUCGCUUCUGACGUCCAUCUGGACCGCCUAGAAAAUCAAACUGAUGAGUUAAAAUGAACAAAUUUAUUAACUGGAACUCCUGGAAUGUACACUGCAUUUCCAAAGUACUGUAUCUGGACACCUUAUACUUUUUAAAGAGAUA